This is a messenger RNA of Labrus bergylta (ballan wrasse), 3953 nucleotides long. Its product is annotated as GDP-Man:Man(3)GlcNAc(2)-PP-Dol alpha-1,2-mannosyltransferase-like. Gene Ontology annotation, biological process: protein N-linked glycosylation. Lineage: Eukaryota; Metazoa; Chordata; Actinopteri; Labriformes; Labridae. Gene Ontology annotation, cellular component: endoplasmic reticulum membrane. Gene Ontology annotation, molecular function: GDP-Man:Man(3)GlcNAc(2)-PP-Dol alpha-1,2-mannosyltransferase activity. The record is from RefSeq and is a predicted model, not a curated record.
AUCAGUGAGAAGCAGGUCAGUUACUUCCGGUAUAGUAACGUCUGGUGUUGUUGUCAAAAUGGAUGAACAUCUUCAUAACCUCCACCAUCACCACCAUCACUUCUCUCUGUGUUUCUGCGACCUGAUGAGGUUGUUAUGGUCCCUGGUGGUCCCCUGUGUGUACCUCAGCCUGGUCCUGACUCUGCUGCUGCUGCUGCUCCUGAUGGGGGUCCGGUGGCUGCAGGGCCGCCAGAAGGCCCGCCGGGCUCAGGACGACGGCCCCGCGGUGGCUUUCUUCCAUCCGUACUGCAACGCCGGAGGAGGCGGGGAGCGGGUCCUGUGGUGCUCCCUGAGGGCCCUCAUGAACAGAUACCCAAACUUCUCCUUCGUGGUGUACACGGGUGAUCAGGGAGUGACGGGCGAGCAGAUUCUGGAGGGAGCCCGACAGCGUUUCAACAUCACGCUGCCUCGACCUAUCACCUUCAUGUUCCUGCGUCACCGCGCGCUGGUGGAGGCGGGGUCUUACCCUCACUUCACCCUGCUGGGCCAGAGCGCCGGGUCCAUGUUCCUCGGCUGGGAGGCUCUGACGGCGUUUGUUCCCGACCUGUACGUGGACUCGAUGGGUUACGCCUUCACUCUGCCCAUCUUUCGUUACCUGGGAGGAUGUAAGGUGGCGAGCUAUGUUCACUAUCCUACGGUCAGCACCGACAUGCUGUCUGUGGUCAGAGAGAGGAACCCCAGAUUCAACAACGCCGACUUCAUCUCCGGAAACCCGGUGCUGAGCGCCGUGAAGGUGGUGUAUUACUGCUGCUUCGCCCUGCUGUACGGCCUGGUGGGCUCCUGCAGUGAUGUUAUCAUGGUGAACUCCACCUGGACGCUGGGACACAUCCUGGCUCUGUGGCGCUCCCCGAGCCGCACCAGCAUCGUGUACCCGCCCUGCGACGUCAGGGCGUUCCUGGACGUCCCCCUGGAGGACGAGGACGAGGUGGAGGAGGAGGAGGGCUGGGAGGAGCUGGGACAGGAGCUGGGGAGCAAAGAGGAAGGAGUCGGAGGAGGUGACAGGAAGUGCCACUCCAUCGUCUCCGUGGGCCAGUUCCGGCCUGAGAAAGACCACCGUCUGCAGAUCCGGGCGUUUCGUAAACUGCUGGACAGGAAGGGGGAGGGGCCUGGGGCACAGGAGUCUCUGCGGUUGGUGCUGAUUGGUGGAUGCAGGAAUCAGGAGGACGAGGAGCGGGUGCUGAUGCUGCGGGGGCUCUGCGAGGAGCUCGGAGUGUCCGCCCACGUCGACUUCAAACUCAACAUCCCGUUCGAGGAGCUGAAGAGGGAGCUGGUGGGCACGAUCGGCCUGCACACCAUGUGGAACGAACACUUCGGCAUCGGUGUGGUGGAGUGUAUGGCCGCAGGAACCAUCGUCCUCGCUCAUAAAUCUGGCGGUCCAAAGCUGGACAUCGUGGUUCCCUUUGAGGGCGAACAGACGGGCUUCCUGGCCGACAGUGAGGACAGCUACGCCGCUGCCAUGGAGACCAUCCUGGCUCUGUCUCCUUCAGCGAGACUGGAGAUGAGACGAAACGCCCGGCGAUCCGUGGAGCGAUUCUCUGACCAGGAGUUUGAGACGUGUUUCCUGUCUGCCACGGAGACGCUGAUGAGUAGACUGCAGCGAUGAAGACGAGCGGAGGAAAACUGGAACCAGGGACGAGGACUUUUACUCUUAAUUUCAUGAGUCGAGCUGCAGGGAUGAUCGGAGUGAGCAGGAAGAGCGAUUCUUGUCCAUCCAGUCCUUAUUAUGACAAAUAAUCAAAAACAAAAACACACAGGAGACUUCCAGCGACAUGCAUGCGUCGGACUCAUCCGUCUUCAGCUGUUUGUUUUCCACCUUAAAGACGAAGAAGAAGAAGCCGUCGGCUCAUCUCUGACAGGAAGUCUCAUUCUCUUCAAACUAAAAGUCUGCAACUAUAUAAAACUCCUCUUUAAGUUUCCUUCAUGAAGAUAUUUUAGUUUUUAAUAGAAAACAGAAUAUUCACUUUAAACCGUCAGCUGACGAGACGUUUGGAAACGGCUUCAUGUUCCUCUAACUUUCUGUUUAAUCCCAGUGAGACGUUUAGAGCGAGGAGCUGAAACACGUUCAGGAGAAUUUUGUUGGUUUUCUUUGCAGGACUUUAAACAGAUUAUAAUAUUUAUGAGAUGUGACCCAGGAUCUGUUAAAGCUGACAUCAAACUGCUCGCCCGCACAAAGAGAGAAACGGACGUCUAAAAGUUUGAAAGUUUCCUGAUCAGGUCGUCCCGGACUCACACGUGUCAAAGUGUCGCGCUUGAGCUCAGAUUUAGACAAAGCUGAAACUGAAUUCUUGUAUAGUUUUCUUCAUCGACCAUCUUUAUUUACCUGAAAUACAGGGUUGUCCCAAAACCAGAAUUCAAAACUUUAAUAAGAUUCUCAUAAAAUCCUCCGGUACUGUGUGCUCGCUUUCAUGAAGCGUUUGUGCGCUGAGAAGAAAAGCGCUGCACGUCUGUCCUGUCUCUAUGACAACAGUCUGUUGACAACAGGUGCUGUAUGGCCGACUCUGCUCCAUUAAUUUUUACUGCAUGUUUAAUAUUUGAGGUCGUUUAUUUACCGAUCAGACAGGGAGCGAGGAGGGAGUGAGUACAAGAUACGAUCCACAGGAGACAAAACGUACAUACAUUUGGAAAAGAGCGCCAAUGACGUCAACAGCGUCUUUCUGAGCUCUCGGAACGGCAGCACAAAAAAGGAGGAGCGGGUUUGGGGAAAAAAAACACUGGGCACUGCGCUUUCUGCUGCAAACUCUACUCAUUGAAAAUAAUUCGGAAACAAACUGUAUGAGGUCAGAUAAAAAAAACAUCAGGUGUACACAGGGCCUGAGACGUGUGUGAUCUCAUGUUUAGACCCAAUGCCGCCUAAAAACAGCCUCAAAGCUGAGUAAUGUUUGAAAAUAAAAGCUGAAGGUUUCAACGUUUACUCAAAUCUUUAUUUCUCUGCUUCUUCUGCAGCUAAACACAUCAUAUUAAAAGCUUAAACUACAGACCUUUGUCACUGCACUAAAGUUCAUUUACAUUUUUUAAAAUCAUCAAAAACAACACGUGUCGAUGUUGCAUCUGCUCUUAAAGGUAGAAGCACGGCAAUGUUGACUCCGGUCUAAAUGGGUCAAAGGUUUAAAUUACACAAAAACGCUGACAUGUUUUUGUUCAGUUUAACUCUGCAGGAGUUUGGCUGCAUCUUUUCAUGAACCAUUUCAGAGUGCAAUUCCACUACAGCGCUGUAACUGAGGUGAUAUUGGCGUCACAUUGUGGUAUGUUUUUGUGCAGGAGCGUGUUUGAAAUUUGAAUAACUGAAAAAAGAUUUGUGUUGUCUAGAACUUAGUUUUUUUAUUACUGUGAUAUCAAACCGGUUUCUUUAUCGUUUGAGUUUUCCUAGAAUGAUAUUAAAGUUUACAUUUCUGGUAUCAUGACAACCCUAAGUUAGCCAACAGGUUCCCCUCCUCAGCCUUUAUGCUCAGCGAGGAUGAAACAGAUUCUAGCGAAGGUGACGAGGACGAGGACGCACUUUAUUGAAAAUGUUCCUUUAAACUUGAACUGAGAGGAGAAAUUCAUUCCGAGACAAAGACGCACAGUGUCCUCUCAAAGCGAGCGAUCUGGGAUUGAUACUGAUGUGGUGAUGUUUUUGUUAUAAAUUGAUGUACGAAGUUAAACACAGACUUUGGAAGUUCUGUGAGAACGUUUAGAAGCACUUUGCGUUCAGAUGAAGGCCAAAUUUGUGUGUGGAGUUCAUGUUGAUUCACUUCCUGCAUUCCUGUUUGUGAUGAGGUCCGGGCACCGAGACUUGUUUGUGUGUAAAAUAUGAAAGAGCCUUUAUUUUGAAAGAUAUGUUACUAUUUAAACCUGUCCGAAAGGAGACGGCGUCCAAUGAGAAACUGAAUUCACUUUAAACUUUUUUCUGCAAUUAAAACAAUCAUCAAACACUU